This is a messenger RNA of Liolophura sinensis, 2641 nucleotides long. RefSeq names its product pre-rRNA-processing protein TSR1 homolog. The record is from RefSeq and is a predicted model, not a curated record. Gene Ontology annotation, cellular component: nucleus; preribosome, small subunit precursor. The transcript is spliced from 20 exons. Lineage: Eukaryota; Metazoa; Mollusca; Polyplacophora; Chitonida; Chitonidae. Gene Ontology annotation, molecular function: GTPase activity; U3 snoRNA binding; GTP binding. Bases 18 to 2444 code for a protein of 808 amino acids. Gene Ontology annotation, biological process: ribosome biogenesis; endonucleolytic cleavage of tricistronic rRNA transcript (SSU-rRNA, 5.8S rRNA, LSU-rRNA); maturation of SSU-rRNA from tricistronic rRNA transcript (SSU-rRNA, 5.8S rRNA, LSU-rRNA).
CGGAACGAACUGCAAUCAUGGCAGCAGAUCCCGAUCAACAGCGUCACAGACCUGGCACAUUAAAACAACAGAACAAGGCACAUAAACAUGGUAGACAUAGAAGUAAAGGCAAGCUGGAGAAAGACACUAAAGGUAGAGUAAGUGUAAAGGUGUUAUCUAAAAAAUCAAGACAUGUACAGAAAAGAAAUGACAGAAGGAAUCAGGCACAUCAGAUAAGGAAGCAGAGGCGUGAUGAAGCACUUGCGAAGAAGAGGAGCCGAGGGGGACAGGGAACUCCUCCAUAUUUAGUGGCUGUGCUGCCUCUCUGUGAUGGUCUAGACACCACAUCACUUGUUAAUCUCAUGAAAUCCUGUGAUGAUAGCUUGACAGUCAUUGAAAAUGAUCAAGGAUUGAUUCAUAUCAGUAUUCCAAGGUUUAAACAGCGCCUGACAUUGUGUGUGACUCGUUAUGGGGACACUGUUUCUGUGUUGGAUGCAGCAAAAGUUGCAGAUUCUGUCCUCUGUCUUCUGUCUCCAGAGGAGGGUAUGGAUGAUCAGGGUGAUGACACAUUAAAAUGCCUCCUGUCUCAAGGUUUACCUGCGGUCAACUUUGUUGUGCAGGGAUUCAAAGAGAUACCUGUAAAGAAGCAAGGUGAUGUCAGAAAAUUUUUACAAAGACAGAUAGAAUCCAAAUUUCCAGGUGAAAAAUUCCAUUCUCUGGAUGACAAGCAAGAUGCGUUACUUGUACUGAGACAGCUAACGAAUCAGAAGUUAAGACAAAUCCUUUACAGGGAAAGAAGACCUCACAUGAUAACUGAGGAAAUUCAGUUUGAACUGGACAAUGCAGAGUGUGAAACGGGGACGUUAAAGGUGUGUGGUUACCUCCGUGGACGGAGUCUGUCUGUGAAUGGUCUUGUACACUUACCAGGGUGGGGUGACUUCCAGAUGUCCCAGAUUGAUGCCCCCAAAGACCCAUACCCUCUUGUGCUUGGACAGGACAAACAGCGAAGGAAAAAUAGUGAAGGUGAUAACACUUCAUCUGUUGAGAUGGAGGAAGAAGAUGAGAAGGUUCUGGCAAGGGCAGAUCCCAACAGGCAGGAAUCUCUUCAGAGUGAGGUUGUACCUGAUCCCAUGGAGGGUGAACAAACAUGGCCUACCCCAGAGGAAAUGGCAGAUGCAGAAGUUGCUGCGGAGAGUAAAGCCAAAGUUGUGAAGAAAGUCCCCAAAGGAACCUCAGAUUACCAAGCGUCAUGGAUCAUAAAUAGUGACGAGGAGGAGGAACAGUCUGAGGAUGACAGUGAGGAAGAGGAAGAUGUUGCCAUGGAAGCCGAGGAGGAGGACGCCUCUGAGGAUGGGUCAGAUGUGGAGACUGAAGAACAAGAGGACUAUGAUACAGUGAGCCUUACUGAUGACACAUCCAGGUAUGACGCUGGCAUGGACCUGGAUGAGGACAGGAGAACCUUGGAGAAGAUUAAGGAAGAGAAAGCUCACGUGACCUUCCCUGAUGAGAUUGAUACCCCAAUGGAGACUACAGCCCGGGCACGAUUUGCAAGGUAUCGUGGGUUGAAAAGCUUUAGAACAUCCCCAUGGGAUCCCAAAGAGAACUUACCACAUGACUAUGCCAGGAUAUUCCAGUUUGCAGAUUUCAAAAGAACUAAGAAGAGGGUCUUGGCAGAGGAGGGUGAUGGAGCCAUGCCUGGCUGGUUCAUUACUGUACAUAUUGUGGAUGUGCCAAAAGCAUUUAUGGAAUGUUACCAACCUGGGAUACCAGUCGUGUUGUUUGGUCUGCUGCCUCAUGAACAGAAAAUCUCUGUGGUGAAUUUUGUGAUAAGACGAAUACCUGGUGAAUCACCCACCAUCAAGUCCAAGGAGAGGUUGACGUUUCAUGUCGGGUACCGGCGGUUUACAGCUUGUCCUAUCUUCUCACAGCACACAAAUGGCACAAAGCACAAGUUUGAGAGAUUCUUGCCCCAUGAAGGCACCUCUGUGGCGACUAUCUAUGCUCCAAUCAUGUUUGCUCCAGCCCCAGUCUUGGUCUUCAAGGAAAACCAUUUCAACGUCCCAGAACUGAUUGCAUCAGGCUCCAUACUGUCCAUUAAUCCUGAUAGGAUUGUUGCCAAGAGAAUAGUUCUGAGUGGUCAUCCCUUCAAGAUUCAUAAGCGCUCUGCCAUCGUCCGCUACAUGUUCUUUAAUAGAGAGGAUGUUCUGUGGUUCAAACCAGUUGAGUUAAGGACAAAAUGGGGUCGCAGAGGUCACAUAAAGGAUCCUCUUGGUACACAUGGUCACAUGAGGUGCUCCUUUGAUGGAAAAUUGAAAUCACAAGACACAGUUCUGCUUACACUCUACAAGAGAAUGUAUCCAAAAUGGACUUACAAUUCCCACGUUCCACAUCCACCGAUCAGAGCAGAGGAUAGGGACACAAUGGAAACAGAGGAGGGACAAGCCUAUCAGAUGUUCACAGACUAAGAACGAUAUGAAAUCUUAUGAUAAUGUUAUGAGAAGCACAAUCCACACAUUAACAUCAGUGUUUAAUGGCAAACAUGUGAAUUAUGGUAAUUUAUAUCAACCAGCCUUAUAGUGACACUAUCCUACAGGAUUCUACUAUUGACACUAUAUACAGGAUCUGUGCAAAGAUGAGCAUCUCAAAUAAAGCUGGCCCAUAU